AAACUGAAACCCACUGUAAUCAAAUCAUGGCAAAUCGUACGUCAAACUUCAACGAAGGAACUUUGGUUUGGUUUCAGACUUGAGAUUUCACAUUGAAACAACAGAUUCUGUUUAUGUUUGUGUUUGUGUUUGUGUUUGUGUUCCAUCUGAAACACUUCACUUCUCAAACGUGCUCGAUCUCUUUCUCUUUGACCCAAUAACAUUCAACAAUCUCAAACAAUCAUCCUCGUUCAUUGUUCCUUAUCUUUCUCUUUUCCAGUGAGAAUGGAAAUUGAUGAUAGAUGAUGAGCGUUUGAAUCUGGUGACAUUCAUUAAAGAUUCUGGGGUGAUUUUUGAGGGUCCAAAAUCACGCUUGAAUUAAUUGAAGGAUUUGAAAAGAAGAUUUGGUUUUUUUUUUUUUUUUUGGUUAUUGUUGUUCUUGAUUGUUGUGAACACAAGACUAAGGUAGUUGAUAGAUAGUGUGGUGUGAGGGGUUUGCAACAUGGACCAGCUUCCUGUUGAAGUGAUUGGGAACAUACUGUCCCACCUGAGUGCUGCAAGAGAUGUGGUGAUAGCUUCUGCAACAUGCAGGAAAUGGAGACUAGCAUGUCGCAAGCACCUUCAUACACUCUCCUUCAGCUCCAAAGAUUGGCCCCUUUACCGGGAUUUGACGACUACCCGCCUCGAGAUUUUGAUCACACAGACCAUUUUUCAGACCUCAGGGUUGCAGUCUCUCUCCAUUUUGAUGGAAGAUGUGGAUGAGUUUUCGGCUCCCACCGUUACUGCUUGGCUCUUGUACACCAGGGAAACUCUGAGGCAAUUGUAUUAUAAUGUGAAGACUAUGCCUAAUGUUAACAUUCUUGAAAUAUGUGGCAGGCACAAGCUGGAAAUACUAGAUUUGGCUCAUAAUUCCAUUGCAGGGGUUGAGCCUAAUUAUCAGAGAUUCCCUUGUUUGAAAUCUCUUUCCUUGAGUUAUGUCAGUAUAUCCGCGUUGGAUCUGCAUCUUUUAGUUUCUGCUUGUCCAAAGAUUGAAACCUUGGAACUUGUGAAUCCGGAGAUUGCAAUGUCUGAUGCUCAGGUGACUGUUGAGUUGAGUAGUUCAACGCUGAAGAGUGUAUUUGUAGAAGCUAUCAGUUUGGACAAGUUUAUAUUGGAGGCUGAUGGAAUUGAGAGCUUGCACUUGAAAGAUUGUGCUCUUGAGGUUUUUGAACUCAUUGGCAAGGGGACCUUGAAGCAUUUCAAAAUUGAUGAUGUUAGCGUUAUACAUCUUGAUAUUGGUGAGACGGUUGAGAAUCUUGAGACUGUGGAUAUCAGCAACUUCACUAUUAUAUGGCAAAAGUUUUACCAGAUGAUUUCAAGAUCGUCAAAUUUGAAGAGGCUUCGGCUUUGGGAUGUGAUGUUUGACGAUGAGGAUGAGGUUGUGGAUUUGGAAACAAUUGCAACUUGCUUUCCACACCUGAGCCAUUUAUCUCUGAGUUAUGAUGUGAGGGAUGGAGUGCUUCACUAUGGUUUACAGGUAUCUUCCUAUCUGGAUAAUGUUGUUGUCUUGGAGCUCGGAUGGACUGUGAUCAAUGAUCUUUUCUCCCACUGGGUUGAGGGGCUGCUUAAGCGAUGCCCCAAUCUCAAGAAGUUGGUCAUUCAUGGGGUUGUUUCCGAGGCUAAGACUCAUGAAGAAUGCCAGAUGUUAGCCAAUUUCACCACAUCCAUGGUUGAGCUGAUGAGGAGAUACACACAUGUAGAUCCACAUUUUAAGUAUGAAUAGGAUUCUGCUAAUGCCUUGUUAUAGACUCAUAGCUCAGGGUUUAUUUUAAUUCUAAUUGUGUCACAUUUUCCGGUAACUUAUUGAAUUCAAGUGUCUAUGCACAAUUUUUAAUUUAUUGGCUGGAGUCUAUUUGGAAUUUGUGACCAACCAACAAUUAUAGCUCAUAGUAGAAAUUUAUAAUUUUGAUCCCUUUUCUUAGAAAUAGAAAAUCCAUAAACUAAUCUGAAAAUUUUACCAUGUCCGAUGUGUUCUGGGUAUUUUAACCUUAUAAUUAAGAUCGAAAAAUAAAAUAAGAAACCGUUGAAAUGGAUUCAAUUUUGAGGGAAGAGAGUUAUUAUGGUGACGCAUUCAAGAGGACUUGGCUCUUGAGCAAGUUUACCCUUUCUAUUCAGUGGACAUGUUAUGGCUAUCUUUCCUUCACUUCUGUUUCUUGGACAAUACUGUGUUGGUAUGUGCCAUACUGCAAUUAUUCAGCUUCUAAGUACGCAGAGAGGGCCAGCCUAGGAAAGAACUAGAUAUGAUAAUAAGUUUUUGUGAUGCUGUUGAACUAUAGGUUACUGUUCCUUUGUUUAGAGAAUAGAGUAUUGAUCCUGAUGCUGAUAUUUUAACUGAUUUUUCAGUAGUGUGAUUAUAUUGCAUAUUGAAAGCAAUUUUUCUUUCUCAGAUAAAUAUGUUGCACUAGGGGAACAGGUUUACUACUAUGAUGCAUUCCCUGACUGAUUCUUCCAUUUUGUGGCUGUUAUGUUGUUAGGAGGAAGGUUAUAUUAGGUUCUCGGCAGCUAAUGUCAAACUUGUCGAAACCAUACAUUAGCCGACAUCACUUAUUGGAUAAGAUUUUGUUGUUGUUUGUUAGGAAUCAGGACUUGCCUGCAGUUUCUGAGAUAGCAACUAUAAUCAUUCGUGUCUUGCAAAACUUGCUAGUCUUUUUUGGCAUGAUUUACAUAGAAUGGAGAGAUGGAUAACUCUUUAAUGAGGUGAAUAAUUGUUUGUCAACGUUAGAAUAUCCUUUUAAUUUACUUGACCAGCUAUUUGGGCAACUAGAUGAUGAGCUGCUGCUUAACCAACUUGUCAAAUAGGGUUGAAGCGGUGAUAACAUUAAACUUGUCAAAUGUUCCAUGGAUUAGAAUAUCAGAAAGCUUUUAAGUUUAUCAAACGUAUCGACUUAAAUUCAAUGGUCAUAUAACUUCGGAUGAAUAGCAUUUGAAAGUGUUAUAUGUUUUAACACUAAGAUGUUUCAAAGACACUUUCACAUUCUUAUCAGCGUGGUGCACUUAAAGAAAUUAAGCCAGCUCCAAGUUUGAAUUAACAAAUACUCAAUUACAUGUUACCAAUAUUAAUGUUACUAACACUUUUUUGUUUACACUAUUCUGAUUCGAGUUAGACAUGAUUACAGAGGGACUAACACACUCCUUUUAAAGAAUAAGUAUUCUAAAAGUGUGCAAGUAACAUUUUUCUUAUCAUUAUACACUUAAAAAAAAAUCAUUUUUAAUAAAAGAGCAGUAUUGUCGUUGCAAUUCUAUAAUAUUGUGAUCCACAAAUUGUAGGUUAAUCUUCCUACAUCUCUGUUACGCUUUGCAAGUAAUUGUUCUCAUAACGCUGAAAUAAACGUAACGAGUUCGAGAAAAGAGCCCAUUUUUGGUCUAUCUACUCGUCUAAUUACAAAGCAAAAUGAAAUUCUUUGACGCGGACUCUUAUUUAUAAAUAUUUCUUCUCGGAGAAUGAUCAACAAUGAUGCUGAUUAUAAUGAUAAUUAAAAAAUUAUCGUGUGUCAGUUGUUUGGGUUACAUGUUAAUUUUUUUGUUGAGUCACGUUAGUAAAAAGAUCAAAAGUACUGAAUUUUUAAAAUUCAAGGACUAAAAACAUUAAGCUUAACAACAACAAUACUAACGAUAAAAAGAAGAAAAACUGCAACAUCAAGAUUUCUUUUUACUUCAUUUGUUUCUUAAUGAUUGGAUAACAGUGAUUAGGUUGAUCUUGUAUUUGAUCAGGUCAAACUAUCUGGGAUGCUCAACAAACCAAAACGAGUAAAAAAUUAGAUGAUUGAAACAGAAGAAUAUAUACAAUUUCAAAAAAUGAUGGUUACAUAAGCAUGAUAAUUUGAGUUUAUUCGGAUGAAAUUUAAGUGAGUUUCAAUAAAUAAUAGGUUGAUUUCGUGGGCAUUCAAAAAAUAUGGAACGGAUCAUACCGUCAUCAUGUAGAUGAAAUUGUUGUUUAGCUUUUAUUUAUAAGGUUUGAAGGUUCCCCAAAUUUUGUUGAAUUCGAGCACAUGUACAUGAGCUAAAUGAACUCGGUGCCUUUCUUGUUUAUUUAUUGUGUGUGAUCAUCUUCACAUUUGUAUGGAUAAGUACUCUCCUCUUGUGUUGAAUCAUUAUACAUAUUUCUUAAAGUAAGGAUAAUUUCUAACCAGUCAAAAUAUUUUAUAAGUUGAUCUAUGAAAAGGACUGAAUUAUAUGCUUUUAACGAGCCAUUUUGCAAAUUCUAGUGUAUAUAUGGAGAAUUCACCUCCUUUAAAGUAAACGUGUAAAAUGAAAAAAAAUAUAAGGUAAAUAAUAAUAAUAAAAAUCUAUUAUUGAUCAUGGUGUUAAUCAAAAGUACCUCAUGUUCGAUAAUAUAAAAAUUAUUCUUUAUUUGAAAUCAAAAGAUCAUCAAGGUAGAUAUGGUCUUUUUCAACAUUAUUUUUUUAUAUAUAUUAUGAUCUAUUGUUGAUUUAAAAUAAAGUAUUUAAUACAAAUUAAUCAUGAUAAAUUAAACAUAGAUACAUCAUUAUUUUGUUACUUUAUAUAUUCUUUUGUUUUAAAAAAAUCAAAUCUAUGUGUUGGGGUUAGAGGUAAGAUCAAAAUUCUCAUUGCCUAUGGGGUCCAAUUUAGGACGGUUAAUUCCCACACAUGGCAUCUCUGCUUGAUCUGGCAAAUGGUCACACAAACUGUUCAAUGUCAGUAUCAGUGCAAAUGGUCUAG
This is a messenger RNA of Abrus precatorius (Indian licorice), 4698 nucleotides long. Its product is annotated as F-box/LRR-repeat protein At1g67190-like. Lineage: Eukaryota; Viridiplantae; Streptophyta; Magnoliopsida; Fabales; Fabaceae. Bases 482 to 1741 code for a protein of 419 amino acids. The record is from RefSeq and is a predicted model, not a curated record. The transcript is spliced from 2 exons. Gene Ontology annotation, molecular function: protein binding.